AUGGUGUUGACCCGAACUACCGCAACGCAACAGGUGGCAGUCCUCUCAUUCUCGCCAUUCAACGUGGUCAUCCCGACUGGGCGUGCGGAGAUCUUGAACGUGCUGCUUGAGCAGCAAGCUCUUGCAGCAGCGGCUAGACGAAACGACAGGAUCAAAAUCAUCCCGAUUCUUCUCGCCCGGGGCGCCGACAUCAACUGCCAAGCUAGCCGCCUCCGCCCCUUAUGUCGCGCCGUAAACAGCCGCAAUCUGGAUAUGGUGAAAUUUCUCCUUGAAAACGGCACUUAUCCCAGCAUUGUUGACUCGGAUGGGGAAGGCCCUUUGUCGGAGGCUUCUGGAACGAACAACAUCCGACUACUUCUGUUUCUUGUUGAUCACGGCGUUGACAUGAGUCGGUGCGGCGGUGCGACGUUGUGGUGGGCGGUGCGUAACUUCAACCAAGAGAUGAUUCGUUUCUUGCUAGACUCAGGGGCCCCUAUGGCGUAUCAGCGUGAGGGAAUGUCUAUCCUCAGUUGUGCUUAUAUCGAGGGCAAUAAGGAGAUAAUUAAAAUCCUACGCGAGAGUCGACACUGA
Molecule: messenger RNA, 570 nt
Organism: Aspergillus glaucus CBS 516.65
Lineage: Eukaryota; Fungi; Ascomycota; Eurotiomycetes; Eurotiales; Aspergillaceae
Product: ankyrin repeat domain-containing protein
Exons: 2
Coding region: 1-570 (189 amino acids)
Molecular function (GO): protein binding
Source: RefSeq, a predicted model, not a curated record